AUGGAGAUGGAAUCCUUUAAUGACUGUCCUCAGAACCCAACUUACACCAUAAGUGACCUCACACCUGGAGCAGUCUACAGUCUUACAGUGGCAGCACAGAGUGGGGGCAGGCCUAGUGCAGCCAGCACACCAGUUAUGGAGCAAACAGAGCCUGUGCCCCCAACCAACGUGACCUUUGACCUUGUGAACGUGACCUCGCUGGUGGUGAUGUGGGGGUCAGCAGCAGGGGUGCAUGAUGGGUAUAACCUCACCUGUACAUCAUGUGAGGGAGUGCAGGCACGGCCCCUCUCCCUGUCCGACAAUCAUACCAGGCACCAGUAUGAUGGGCUGAUAAGAGGAGAAAUGUACAACUUCACUAUCAUCACUGUCAGUGGGCCCAAGUACAGUCAACCUACGGAGAUCAUCCAGUUUAUAGACCCUGCCCCAGUGGAGACCAUCACAGAACUGUCUGUGUACUCCAGGAAUGUUAGCCUGGCAUGGCAGCCACCUGAGGGCGUCUACUCACACUUCAUUGUCAAAGUCACAUCUGACAGUGGAGAGAGCAUGAUGGUGAAAUCCAACAGUCUGAAUGUGACCCUGGUUGACCUGACUCCUGGCACCCUGUACAACUUUACUGUGUACACUGUGAGUGGGAACAAGGAGAGUGUGGGGACAGGGUAUGGACCUGUCCCAACUCUGGAAGAACCUCCUGGUCCAGUAUCAAACCUCACUCUCGUUGCCACAAGCUCGACCACACUUCAGGUGUCCUGGCAACCCCCAGAAGAGCCCAACGGAGUCCUGACCAGCUACACCUUACGAGUGAGAAACAGUGCAGACAUGGAGUGGAACAACAACUGCUGGUCUACCUAUGGACACCUCUACAGCACUACCGGAUUCAACCAACCAAGCUACUGUCACAGUAACAGUCGCAAACACAGCUUCAGUCGCACCAGGCACAACAAAUGGGAUGACGCCAACAGACACUCCUACUACAUCAGCCCUUCCAAGCACAAUGGACGUAACAACUUCUACAAAUGCCCCACAAGAGACAACUCCUGGACCUGCCAACAUACCAAGUACCUCUCCCAUGGCUAUGUAGUGGAGGUGUUCGCAGCUACAGCACCUGGAGUUGGGGACAAAGAGAGCAGCACUGAGAGCACACUGCAAGACCGACCUUGUGACGCUCCAACAGACCUUGUUGUCUCCAACACCUCCUCAACUUCACCUGACCCAAACACCAAGUCUGUCAACAUAACCUGGACCCCCCCAACACAGCCCAACGGAGAUGUCAUGUACACAGUCUACAUCACUGACUCCAACAACAUCACUACAACCAUCAAUACAACUACAGCUACAGCGCAUUAUGUAGUGGAUGACUUGGACAGUUUUAGCUCCUACACGGUCGCAGUUUCAGCCUACACAGUAGUCGGUUACGGACCAGAGUCAGAAGAAGUCAUGUUUGUGACUGAGGAAGGAGUGCCAUCCACUAGCAUCACAGGCCUACAAGCAAACCUGAGUGCUACUGCAGCAGUCCUGAAGUGGACACCCCCCUCAGAUCCAAAUGGAAUCAUCCAGGUGUAUGAGGUUCACUACAAUGACACAGUGGACGGCAACUAUACCAUUGUCAACACUACAGGUCCUGAGCCGUCCAUAGUUCUGGAGGGUCUGGAGGAGUAUUGGGAGUACAUGGUGUGGAUAUACACGUACACAAGGAUGGGCAGAGGCAGCGUCUACAGUACCCCAUACACCCUCCAGACAGAAGAAGCAGUCCCAGGGCCACCUCCAAUCUCAAGCACAAUAGCAACCAGCAGAAGCAUUGCUGUGCAGUGGGGACCUCCGUCCAAGUACCAACAAAAUGGCAUCCUCCAGGGCUACUAUCUCUCCUACAACACGACAACAUCUGGACCAAAUAUUCUAUCAUUCAGCAGCUCAGUAGAAUCCUACACCAUCCCUGACCUGACGCCCUACAUGAACUAUACCCUGUGUCUGUGGGCCUGGAACAGUGCAGGCAAUGGGAGCAGGAGCUGUGUGACAGACGAGACACAACAAGAUGUUCCCAGUGCUCCACAAAACCUGGCUAUCAACGAGGUCCACCCCCGCAGUAUCACCCUGAAAUGGGACAGUCCAGCCGAGACCAAUGGAAUCAUACUGGGCUAUACCAUUAUGUACACCAUGGAAGGGGCGUCAGACUCACAAGAAAUCGAAACCACCGAAACAACAGGACAGAUAUCAGACCUGACAGCUCACACUGGAUAUAACAUCCAGGUAGCAGCAAGGACUGUGAUAGGACAAGGGGCCAAAUCUGAGCCUCUGGAAGCUACAACAUCAAUUGCAAUACCCGGUAAACCACAAAAUGUUAGAGGCACGGCUGUGAACCAGUCUGCUAUAUACGUGGAGUGGGAGGAACCCCAGCCUUAUCCCGGGCCCACAACCUAUGCAGUCCUGGUGUAUGAUGCUGUAGAUGAUACACAGCGUGGCACUUUUCAGCAAUUUUUAACUACUCUACAGGCUGGAGGUAUGACAUCUUUGACUGUCUUGGGGCUGAAGGCCUACAACAGCUACUACUUUGUGAUUAUGGCUAUGACAGAUGCAGGAAACACCAGUUCAGACCCGUCUGCACAGGUCACCACAUACCCCGGAGCGCCAGUUGUGGACCAAAAUGUAAAACCACAGGAUGGUUCAGACUCAACCACAACGACCUUGACUGUGACCUUCACCAGUUCCAUGUUCUCAGAGGAAAAUGGACCCGUGGCGACCUACACCGUCUUUGUGGCAGAGGACACAGAAAACCUGAUGGACAACCCGAGUUCUGGACAUGAAAACGACACAGAUGUCUUGACAUGGUAUGACGUACGAAACAGAGACCCUGUGCCACCCUACCAAGUCACGGAGAAGCAACAGUACCCAUUCUCCCGCGGCUCUCGCUCCAAGCGUCAGGCCAGUCAAUCACGGGAGUUCGUUAUAGGGGAGGAAACGGACUGUGAGUUGAACAGAGAAGAUUUUUGCAACGGACCACUGAAACCAGGCACAACUUACAGGUAG
Molecule: messenger RNA, 3021 nt
Organism: Branchiostoma belcheri (Belcher's lancelet)
Lineage: Eukaryota; Metazoa; Chordata; Leptocardii; Amphioxiformes; Branchiostomatidae
Product: phosphatidylinositol phosphatase PTPRQ-like
Exons: 18
Coding region: 1-3021 (1006 amino acids)
Molecular function (GO): protein binding
Source: RefSeq, a predicted model, not a curated record